AUGACUUUGAAUACUGUUGAAUUGUAUGGGGGUGCCAUUACUACAGUACUACCUGAUGGCUUCCUAGAUGUCUCUCUGCUACGUGAGGUACCUGACACACAAGAAGUAUACGUGAACAGUCGUGAUCCAUCAGCCCCUGUGUCUAACGAUGGCUUGGGCUACAACGAAAGUAUAAUCUUUGAUCUGUUGCAAAGGGUCGAGGUAGUGGACGAUAGAAUGGCACUGGACUUCCAUUUGAAAGAGAUCAGCGACUUGAACGGGUCUAGCGACUGGAAGAUGCUCAAAUACGACAACGAAGCCCACAGCGUCUUGUCUUCGACUGCUGCAGGCAUCGUCCCACAGACUUGUAUCUUACUGGAAUCUGUUGCCAAGUGGGGGAAAGUCAAUGAACCACCACGAGUCCUGCUCUCUUGUGUCGGGCUAUUAAGGCUCAAGGACGUCGAUACAGACGUUUUGAUCACUGUUAACGUCCCAUUAGAUUCCAAACGGUUUGCCGAUGAAACUUUAACCAUAACGGACCCUCAAGAUUCGAAAUUCUCCAUACCUGCUCGUGUCUAUGUAGCAUAUCAACUAUUACAAGAGAUAGUGGUGAAGUUUAAUGUAAGAGAUAAAUCAUUAUUCGUUUAA
Arxiozyma heterogenica is the source of this 627-nucleotide messenger RNA. It is a transcript of the gene MOG1, whose product is annotated as Ran GTPase-binding protein MOG1. Gene Ontology annotation, biological process: protein import into nucleus. The record is from RefSeq and is a predicted model, not a curated record. Bases 1 to 627 code for a protein of 208 amino acids. The transcript has a single exon. Gene Ontology annotation, cellular component: nucleus. Lineage: Eukaryota; Fungi; Ascomycota; Saccharomycetes; Saccharomycetales; Saccharomycetaceae. Gene Ontology annotation, molecular function: small GTPase binding; guanyl-nucleotide exchange factor activity.